This is a messenger RNA of Oncorhynchus kisutch (coho salmon), 1079 nucleotides long. Its product is annotated as mitochondrial fission regulator 1-like. The transcript is spliced from 4 exons. Bases 541 to 774 code for a protein of 77 amino acids. The record is from RefSeq and is a predicted model, not a curated record. NCBI's taxonomy places the organism in Eukaryota, Metazoa, Chordata, Actinopteri, Salmoniformes, Salmonidae.
AUAACCGACAUUAGCUACAAUACAUGGUAUCAUUCGAUGUCUAAACUGAGAGGUCAAUAAAGCCAGGAAGACCGGUUGAAGGGCGAGUUAACGUAAACUGGCAAGCGUCGUCAGCUAACAGUAGAGCGCAACUAACGUUAAACACAACUAGCUAGCUAGCCGUGCUUUAGCGUUCUCAAACUCUAGGCGGCAUUCUGCAUUCUCCAUACAGUUCACAGCCAUAGCUUCGCCCACGACUGCCUCAUGUGAACUCGAAUCCCCUACGCUGUGGUUAACGUUUAGAAACGUCAGUAAUCAUCGCUUUCGAAACAUAUGGCCGUUAUCUUUCAUCAACGAUAAAUAAUCCUUCAAAUAAAAAAUACUUAAUGUUGCAGUUUUAAUCCAUCGCGCUAUGGGUGUCUCCAUCCAGCGAAGCUAACCAAGAUGUUGGAAGACCUAACUAUCAGUGUCUGAAGACUGCUUAUUAAACACACAAGUAGCCAACUGAGCCCAGCACUGAUUAGGUGUCCUCUGCACAGUGAAUAAGCAAGAUCAAUCACCAUGGAAACCGAAGCAAAGCGACUCACAGCCCAUGUGUCUUUCCUGGUUAUGCAAUGGAACUCCUCUGUGCCCUACUUCCGCCGUUACGUCAAGAAGGUGGAGACGCUGAGGAAACCCGCGGUGACGGCUAUGAACCACACCAGCUCCCUGCAGGACGAGCUGAGGAGACUCCACUCUCUCCGUUGGCACAGAGUCUGGUCGGGAAUUUGCAAACUCAACCCCCUUGACACCUGACCCCCUCUCCCCCGACGACACCAGCAUGAGCUUUUCAAUGGCAGACUUCAAGAUGGCGCCCUACCAGCCCGCUGCCUCUGCCUCCUUCGUCAUCAGCGACGUGAUGAGGAGGACGUGGUGUCCAUUGUAUCGGAGCUGAUGCCAGACCCCCUGCCACUUGCGAACAUGUCGGCCUUCAUGACGACCUUUGACCUGGACCGUUGUUACGGAUACAAGUAUCCUGUGUGUGUGUUUCUUUUCUCUCCUUCUCCCCUCACAGGUGAAAAUCAUCACUCCCCAAUCAGUCAACAAUCAAUCAUCAAUCA